AUGGUGCAGUUCAUAAUCACCAUCACGGCCUAUGUGAUUCUUCGGUUCCUUCUCAAGCCUCUCAGACAACCUAAAUUCGUUUGCAGCAUACUGGCCGGCAUUGUUGCGAGCCCCCAGGUCAUGCGGCUCACCAAAAUCUUUCCAGAAAACUCCGUCCCACACGAAGAAAUCCUUUUGGUAAGAACGGUAGGUGCUCUUGGCACGAUAUAUAUUCUGUUCUUAACGGCAGUGAAGACGGAUGUAACAGUCAUUGAGCGAUUGAUGAAAAAGGCCUCAUUCAUCGGCUUUACCAGCAUAAAUAUGAGCACCGCCAUCAUCUCGUUGAUGGUUCAUAUCUUGAACCUUCCGGGAAUACAGAAAGGAUUCUCCUCAUUCCUCUUUGCAGCGGGAUUGUCCCUAAUGCGAUUUCCUAAUGUUGUCUAUGCUUUUGAUGAACUCAAUAUCAAGACUUCUGAUCUAGGCCAGCUUGCCACGUCGACUUCUAUGCUCUGCGAAUUAUUUGUGUGGAUGAGGAUGUUGAUGAGCGCAUACUCUAUUGGAAAUUUAAAGUUGCUUUGGGCAGUUUUAGCCGUCUCAGCUUCGUUGCUGGUUAUAUUUGUUGUCAUAGGACGUGCGAUCAGGUUGAUUAUCCGGAAGAAGCCUGAAGGGAAACCGGUGCAUGAGCUUUAUAUCCUUUCUAUCUUAGUCGGAGCUUUGGUGAUAGCAUGUCUAACGGACUUGAUAGGCUCGUUGCAGUUCGGGGUGAUCCUUUUCGGGUUGGUGAUACCGAAUGGACCCCCUUUAGGAUCGACUUUAACUGAGAAGAUUGAGCUGAUUGCCACGGAACUUUUUAUGCCAAUGUUCUAUGCUGACGUUGGCUAUAGUGUUGAUAUUGCUUCGAUCAAUAUGAAUAAUUCGAGGAAAAUCAUCCUUCUGAUGAUAACGGGUGCUCUAGCAAAGCUUGUUGGAGCUAUAUUAGCUGCAUCAUGCUCCAAAAUAAGGCUCAGUCAUAGUGUCUUACUUGGCCUCAUGCUCAACAUCAGGGGUCCUUUUGACAUAUUUCUCUUCAAUCGAUGGAGGGCAACAAAGGAAAUAGACACGGAAACUUAUACGAUGAUGGUGAUAUCGGCAGUGGCGAUUACCGCAGCUGUGACACCCUUGAUCGACAUUUUCUAUAAUCCUCAUUCGAGAUUGAGUGCUUCUUCCAGAAAAUGCGCAAGAUCCAUUCAAACAACCCCAAGGAAUGUCGAACUACGGGUUCUUUGUUGCGUUCACAAUCAAGAAGAAGUCCCCGGCAUCAUUUCUCUUCUUGAAGCCUCAAACCCAACCAUCCAAAGUCCAGUAUAUGCCUACGUCGUCCACCUGAAUGAGCUCAUCGGACCCGCGACACCGGUCAUCACCCCCUACAACAAGCUUAUGAAAAGAGUCAAUUCCAGAGGGUCCUACCAUAUAAUGCGUGCUUUCGAGAAUUAUUCCAACUCAAAUCAUUUGGUAGAAGUAGAACCCUGCACGGUGAUCGCACCAUAUAAAGGGAUGCACGAGUACAUAUGCAAGGUUGCUCAAGAAAAACUCAUUCCCCUCAUCAUCAUCCCCCUCCAAGACAAGGGCAUGAACCGUUGCAUGCGUGAAGGACCGGCAUUUUCUUGUAAGGUCGGCGUGGUAUUCAUUGGUGGGCCGCAUGACCGCGAGGCAUUGGCGCUGGCUAUCCGCAUGGUCGGACGGUCCGACGCGAGCGUCAUGGUGUUUCGGAUCGUCUUCCGUGAAGUCGGCAAGGAUGCACACGAAGUUAUGGACAGGGAGAUCGAUGAUGCGCUCAUCGACACAUUCAGGGUAAAGGUCGGCAUUGACCAAGGCGGCAUGUACUGUGAGGUUGCGGUGCAAGAUUUCGAGCAAGUGGUUAGCCAAAUUGGGAAUCUAAAGGACAAGUUUGAUCUCAUCAUGGUAGGACAAAAGAGAAGGGUAAGGGGUUUGUUCCCGGAGGAAACGAUGUUGACUUGGAGUGAAAUUCCAGAAUUGGGAGUGAUCGGCGAUUUAGUUGCGUCGUCAGAGUUCUUUGGGGAGAUGACGUCGGUGUUGGUGAUGAAACAUCAUGGUGAUACCAAAGCCUCGUACCAUAAUAGAUUUGGCUCUAGGAAAUGCGAAGGCGAGCAACGUCUUCUUGACAGAACAAAUUGUUGA
Molecule: messenger RNA, 2157 nt
Organism: Syzygium oleosum
Lineage: Eukaryota; Viridiplantae; Streptophyta; Magnoliopsida; Myrtales; Myrtaceae
Product: cation/H(+) antiporter 15-like
Exons: 4
Coding region: 1-2157 (718 amino acids)
Biological process (GO): regulation of pH; proton transmembrane transport
Cellular component (GO): membrane; endomembrane system
Molecular function (GO): antiporter activity
Source: RefSeq, a predicted model, not a curated record